Fusarium sp. VM40 is the source of this 963-nucleotide messenger RNA. NCBI's taxonomy places the organism in Eukaryota, Fungi, Ascomycota, Sordariomycetes, Hypocreales, Nectriaceae. The record is from the annotation of a GenBank genome assembly.
AUGGCUGCGCGAUCGUCAUCUAUCAUCCGGCGCUCAUUGCUCUACGUCCCGGGCUCGUCACAAAAGAUGCUCACAAAGUCUCUCGGUCUCAGUACAGAUAAUGUUACUUAUGAUCUUGAGGACUCUGUUACGCCCAGCCUCAAAGAUACUGCCCGCAACCAACUGCGGGAGCACAUCUCCAACCUGAACGCCCGCCCCUCAGGGAUAUCUGAGCUGGCUGUCCGCAUCAACGCUGUCUCUACUCCUUUCGCUCUGUCAGACCUGACAACACUUGCUCCUCUUCACCACGUUGAUGCCGUUGUGGUUCCCAAGGUCAAUUCCGCCGCUGAUUUGACUUUUGUUACUGAUGUUCUCCGACAUGUUGCUCCAGAGCGACACGGAACUGACGCCAAGAACCCCAUAAAGAUCAUUGCCCUCAUUGAGUCGGCUCAAGCUGUCAUGGACUUGUCCCAGAUUUGCAAGGCAUCCCCCUAUUUGAGUGGCUUCAUCUUCGCUGCCGAGGAUUUUGCCCUCGACUUAUCUCUGACAAGGACCCCAUCUCUGACCGAAUUUCUUUACGCAAGAUCUGCAAUUGUCACCGCUGCCCGAGCUGCUGGGCUGCCGAGCGCGAUUGAUCUUGUUUGCACAUCAUACAAGGGGGAGCAAGGGCUCAAGACUCUCGAGGAAGAAUGCGCAGGAGGAAAAUCCAUGGGCUUUAAUGGAAAACAAUGCAUCCACCCUAGUCAAGUCGAAGUUGUCCAGCGUAUGUUUGCUCCAGACCAGAAGGAAGUCGAAUGGGCAAUACGAAUUUCCAUCGCCGAUGAGAAAGCAUCGGCCUCAGGGCGAGGCGCCUGGACUCUCGAUGGCAAAAUGAUUGAUGCUCCUGUCAGUGGGAAGGCUGGUGCUGUCAUUGCUAAGGCAGAACAGUGUGGCAUCGACGUUGAAAGCUUGAGGAACAAAUGGAAGGACCAAGAACCAGAGUAA